This is a messenger RNA of Strongylus vulgaris, 813 nucleotides long. Lineage: Eukaryota; Metazoa; Nematoda; Chromadorea; Rhabditida; Strongylidae. The record is from the annotation of a GenBank genome assembly.
CCCAACGCAUUAAGUCGUGAAGCGAUUAUUGAAUAUAUUCGAGAAUGUCAACGACCUGAUGGCGGUUUCGCACCAGCUACCCAUCAUGACAGCCAUCUUCUCCAUACGUUGAGUGCAGUGCAGAUACUUAUGAUGUAUGAAGCACUGGAUAGCUUUGACUUGGAUAUGAUCGCUGAUUUUGUGCGAAAAUUACAAAAUGAAGACGGUAGCUUUGGUGGCGAUGUGUCAAAUGAAGUAGACACGAGGUUUUCGUUCUGCGCUGUUGCCACCCUUUAUCUUAUUGACAGGCUUCAUGUAAUUGACGUGGAGAAAGCGGUUAAAUACGUGCUUAGAUGUUAUAAUUUUGAUGGUGGUUUUGGGACAAGACCUGGUUCAGAAAGCCAUUCUGGACAGGUGUACUGUUGUCUUGGAACUCUGUGUAUAACCAGGAGGCUUGAUUCAGUCGACAGGGACCGAACAGCGGAGUGGCUGGCACAACGGCAGUGUGCUAGCGGAGGUUUGAAUGGUCGUCCCGAAAAAUUGCCCGAUGUUUGCUAUUCUUGGUGGGUACUUGCAUCGCUAGCAAUGUUGGGACGUUUGAAUUGGGUGGAUAAGGCAAGCAACACGAAAUUUGGAGCGUUGAUGAAAUUUAUUUACGCAUGUCAGGACGAUGAGACGGGCGGGUUUUCAGAUCGUCCUGGAGAUUGUCCUGAUCCAUUCCACACAUUGUUUGGUGUCGCAGGUUUGUCCUUACUUGGCCGAGAAGAUCUAUGCCCUGUUGAUGCUGUAUUCUGCAUGCCGAAGAACACACUCAAGGAAAAAUCAUUGUGCUAA